GCUCCUCCCUUUUCACAUCUGGGCCAGCCACAAUUCGGACAGACACAUACCAACAUUCUUUGACUACCACAUGGACAAAUAGGUUAACUUAACAGAGUUAGCAGGAGCAGAGCUAAAAGUGAGGAACUGAGGACUUCUGUCUGUUUAUGUGAACACACCCAAAGUUUUACCAGGAUCGUCCUUCAGCCUGUUUCCAUCAGACUAGCAUUACUUACAUAGCAUUACCUACAUACUUCAGGAUGCCAUUAGGUGGAGGUAACAAGUGUGGUCGCUGCCAGAAGACUGUGUAUUUUGCAGAAGAGGUGCUGUGUGAUGGGCGGAGCUUCCACAAGUCAUGCUUCCUGUGCAUGGUAUGUCGGAAGUGUUUGGACAGCACCACAGUAGCAGUUCAUGAAGAUGAGGUGUACUGUAAGGCCUGCUAUGGCAAGAAGUAUGGUCCAAAAGGCUAUGGAUAUGGGCAAGGAGCGGGCACUCUCAGCAUGGACAAGGGGGAGUCUCUGGGUAUAGCACAGGAUGAACCAGGUCCCCAUCGUCCAACCACUAACACCAAUGCAUCUAAGUUUGCGCAGAAGUUUGGAGGAGCAGAUAAGUGCCCUCGCUGUGGCAAAUCUGUCUAUGCUGCUGAGAAAGUCAUAGGAGCUGGCAGUUCGUGGCAUAAGAAUGGAUGUUUCCGAUGUGCUACGUGUGGCAAAGGCUUGGAGUCCACUACACUGGCAGACAAGGAUGGAGAGAUCUACUGCAAAGGAUGUUAUGCCAAAAACUUCGGCCCUAAAGGUUUUGGGUACGGUCAGGGAGCCGGGGCUCUGGCGCACACCCAGUAGAGGGCAGCAGAGAGCGGAUCAGCCACAAUCCAACUGAUGGUCUGACAUUGUCAAUCCUGCUUCUUCCGGCAGGGGGCAACCUCAUUGAAAUAAUUAAGCAUUUCCACUGACUCACUAAAUCCUUUGUAGUCUAUUCUUAGACGUUCCCUUUUUCACAGUGUUAUUGAUUAAAAAACAAGACCAUU
Messenger RNA from Periophthalmus magnuspinnatus, 1006 nucleotides. RefSeq names its product cysteine and glycine-rich protein 1a (gene csrp1a). NCBI's taxonomy places the organism in Eukaryota, Metazoa, Chordata, Actinopteri, Gobiiformes, Gobiidae. The coding region runs from base 240 to 821 and encodes 193 amino acids. The transcript is spliced from 6 exons. The record is from RefSeq and is a predicted model, not a curated record. Gene Ontology annotation, molecular function: structural constituent of muscle; actinin binding. Gene Ontology annotation, cellular component: Z disc; nucleus; cytoplasm. Gene Ontology annotation, biological process: sarcomere organization; muscle tissue development.